UCCCCAGAUUUCAAUCACAGAACUAACAUACCAUAUUCACGUAUAAAUUUUAACUGAUAUAGAUUAAGAGAUCAUUUAAUGUUAGUUUAAACGAAAAUGGGCCGAAGAAGAGCAGGAUAUCACCUUACAAGAAAUUUAUUAUUGACUAUAUUAAUCUGCAUGAUACUGCAGUGUUUAAUAGACAAUGAACAAACAUUUGUGUUGGCGGGCAAAACUGCUACCAGGACUGGAUUGGUAGCAAGUACAUCCAAAGUUGGGGGUUCGUCUAGCGAUUCGACAGAUUUUCAGAAUUCUGGAAGCGUACGUACUACACUCUUUCCAACGGGCAAUAGAAGCGGUUCAUCCCCUGUUGAACGUCUUCGAUAUCAUCUUAUGAAUAAAUACGAUAAAACGUUACCUCCCGUACUGGACUACAGAAAAAGUGUUGAAGUCAAAGUUGACAUGACUUAUCGACAGGUUCUCGAUUUAGAUGAGAAGAACCAAGUUUUAAAAAGUUUAAUCUGGUAUAGACAAUACUGGAGAGAUGAACAUAUUACGUGGAAACCAGAAGACUAUGACGGGGUGGACGAAUUGUGGAUUCCAUCAUCGAGUGUGUGGCGACCCGAUAUUGCCGUGUAUGAAGAAGUUGGAGCACGUGAUCUUUCACCACGACUACCAUUCAUCAAGUUGACAUCAGAGGGAGAUAUAGAGUACGCAGAACCUUCCAUCUUAGAAACGUCAUGUAGUGUGGAUACUGCAUUUUUCCCCUUUGAUUCUCAGCUAUGCAGCAUGACAUUCGUAUCCUGGACACAACCUGUAACACGAAUUGACCUGAGUGCUAAACGAGAUUCGGGACUCAUAGACCUCGAUUCUCCCCUCUAUUUUAUUGAUAGUGGAGAAUGGGUAUUGCAGAAAUUUGGAGUGAGGAAGCAAAUCUCAAUUUACAAUUUAGAUGGACUGUCGAACAUAUCAUCAGAUAAUGAGGUGGUUACCAAACAACAAAACAAUGCAUUUUCCUCAGGGAUAUACAGCCGAAAAAUUGACAUUCCAUCUACAGAAAGAGCAACAGCAUCCUACGUAAAAAGAAAUCUCACAUCGCAAAUGUACUCAGAGAUUCGUUAUUCCAUCAUUAUUAGAAGAAAUUCAUCUUUGUAUAUGCAGAGUAUGCUUUUCCCAAGCAUUCUACUCACAAGUGUUGCCUUGCUGGGUUUUUAUCUUCCCCCAGAUUCAGGAGAAAGAGUUGGACUGCAAAUUACUAUUCUUCUUACUUUUAUGGUAUUCUUGCUCACUGUUGGAGAAAUGUUCCCUGCAUCAACAGGGCCAUACCUUGGAAUAUAUUUUGUGUUGAGCAUGGCACAACUGGGAAUAAACAUAUUCAUGACAGUUGUUGUACUACAUCUUCAUUUUAAACCUUGCCUUCAAAAUAAAUCAUCAUGGAAAACUGACCAUAAAGUUACUUCCUGCAUGAGCAGCGUGGGAAGUACAAGGGAACCUGACAGUGCCAUACCUAUCUCAUUGCGUCGGUUUUUACAAUUUUGUAAUAAAUAUUUUGCAAUUGCUGAUGAUGGUGUUGCAUGGAUGCUUCCAAUAACAAAAUCAAGAACUAGAUUACCAAGUGAUAGAUACCAAAUCAAAAGAGAAGCAGAUGAACGAGCACAAAUACUAAAAAAAGAAAAACAGCAUAACAGGACCAAGGAUAAACAGGAAGAGGAAAUGAACAUUCAGAAAAAUGGAUCACAAGCUAAACGAUAUACAGAAAUUGAAAGCCAAGAGAAACAAUCAACAAAGGGGGGCAACUUGGCAAUGGUGGAUGAAGAUCCACAAUGUAAAGUAAAAAUAUUACAACCAAAAAUAUCUCCACCAAGCGAUUCAAGUAAAAAUGAGGAAAAUGUCUCUCAAAGAGAACAAGAAAAUCCAGAGACUGAUAUAGAAGAGGAAACUGAGGCUUUAGAAAGCAAAAAUAUGGGUAGAAAAGCAGAACUUCAAAGUAUGAUUGACAAUUUUCGACUUGAUGUGCAAGAUAUAGUUCAAGUUAAUUUUGACAAAAAAUUCAAUGAAAAAGACACUGAUGAGAUCUUAGAGGAGAAGAGAGAAAAAGAACAAGAAGAGUGGAAAAGUGUAGCACGAGCUGUUGAUAGGUUAUUUUUCAGACUUUAUCUUUUUAUGAUGUUCUCUAGUCAUGUAAUUUUAGGUGGUAUUGCUCUGCAUGCAAAUUUUACUGGUGAAUGGGAAUUGUGAUUUGUGAAGAAACAAAAUGCGUAAUAAAACCGUAAUCACGAGAGCAUUAUAAAAGUAACAUCAAAACUAAAAUUUACAAAUUUGAGUGGUUGGUAAUAAUUUGAUUUAAUGAUUCUAAUCAAUCAACAAAAGAAAUCAUGAAAGAGAUACAAAAUAUCUCAUUACUGAGUAUGUACAAAUUGACCAUUUAAAACAAAUUGUGAGCAGUAUCAGUAAACAUUAUUUAAAAUGAUUAGAUUAUUGACAAAUUUAACUCUAGUAUUAUAAUAUUUUAAAAUCCAGGGUAAAAAAGAAAAAUGUACAAAUAUUUUCUUGACAAUAGAAUAUUCAAGUUAAGCUCACAGUUAAUGCCUUUUUAAUAGUAUUGACUACAUUUUAUAUACAACUGAAAUUCGUAAGCCAUAUUUAGCCUUUUCAGUCUUGAUUUUUUUGCCUGGAAUAAGGAAGGGAAAGUUAUUUGUUUGCUCAUGCUUUCACUUUUUUUCAAACCCAUCAUGUCUAGUUGAUAUCCUAUCAUGUUACCAAACAAGAUAUUUGGAGAGUUGAGAUAUUGAAUUAGCUAUGUAAUUUUAAUAUUCAUUUAUUUUUUAUUAAAUUUAUUUUAUGCAUUCCAAUGCAUUUUUUUUUUAAAUUUGCAUGCAUUAAUUCAGUGUCUUAUUGAUAAAGUGUUACUUUUUUUUGCAUUUUCUCUUUGCAUUAGUAGUUGCAAAGUAAAAUGCAGUAUAAUUACACAGAGGUAAAACCAUA
This is a messenger RNA of Styela clava, 2964 nucleotides long. RefSeq lists its product as uncharacterized. The record is from RefSeq and is a predicted model, not a curated record. Gene Ontology annotation, biological process: monoatomic ion transmembrane transport. NCBI's taxonomy places the organism in Eukaryota, Metazoa, Chordata, Ascidiacea, Stolidobranchia, Styelidae. Gene Ontology annotation, molecular function: acetylcholine-gated monoatomic cation-selective channel activity; transmembrane signaling receptor activity. Gene Ontology annotation, cellular component: postsynaptic membrane.